UAGCGAGGAUGUUUUUUCGAAGGCAUGGAAAUAAGAAAAGCCAACGAGCUGAGGAGGUGGAGGAAGACGAUGACUUUCCGGUAUAUUCAUCUCAGUCACAAGAGGAUAUGACUGCCAUUGUCUCCGCCCUCUCUCAAGUGAUUGGAAGCGAUGAUUCCACCAGCAGUACCACCAGUCAUGCUGAUCCUGCUAUCUCAUCAUACUCAAAUUAUUCUGCUGUGCCGCCUAAUUAUAAUAUUCAACUGCAAGCACCAGAAGCUGGGAACGAGAAGAAGAGACACUAUAGAGGAGUAAGGCAACGACCAUGGGGAAAAUGGGCUGCAGAGAUACGCGACCCCCAAAAGGCAGCCAGGGUGUGGCUGGGCACAUUUGAGACUGCCGAGGCAGCAGCCAUUGCGUAUGAUGAAGCUGCUCUUAGGUUCAAAGGCAGCAAAGCGAAGCUCAACUUCCCCGAAAGGGUUCAACCCGGGAGGACCGAGUUGGGUUAUCUAACCACCCGUCCCCAACAUCAACAGCCAUCGCCUGCUGAUCAUCAUCAGCCAAUGUAUUAUCACACGGAUAUGGACCCUAAUCUUCAUUAUUACUCACAGCUCAAUGAAAUGGGUAGUUAUAAUCAUCCAAAUAUUUUGCAAUCUUCUUCGUCAUCUUCAAAUCUACAAGGAAGCUCGUACGAUUAUGGAUCCACGCCAUAUUGGCAAGGCUAUGAUCCAAGUAGAAAUAUGUAGACCGGAUUGAUAUAUUAUAUAUAUAAAUUGAAGUCUAUAUAUGUAACUUAAUCACAAUUAAUGCUCUUGUAAGCUUGCUUAUCAUCAGUUUCGUAAUCUCGUACUAGUUUUUUAAUUUCUUUCUCAACAUACCAUGUACUGUUCACUU
Messenger RNA from Erigeron canadensis, 873 nucleotides. Its product is annotated as ethylene-responsive transcription factor ERF114-like. Gene Ontology annotation, biological process: ethylene-activated signaling pathway; regulation of DNA-templated transcription. NCBI's taxonomy places the organism in Eukaryota, Viridiplantae, Streptophyta, Magnoliopsida, Asterales, Asteraceae. Bases 9 to 725 code for a protein of 238 amino acids. The record is from RefSeq and is a predicted model, not a curated record. The transcript has 2 exons. Gene Ontology annotation, molecular function: DNA-binding transcription factor activity; DNA binding.